Penicillium chermesinum is the source of this 1881-nucleotide messenger RNA. Its product is annotated as nonhemolytic phospholipases C family protein. Lineage: Eukaryota; Fungi; Ascomycota; Eurotiomycetes; Eurotiales; Aspergillaceae. Bases 1 to 1881 code for a protein of 626 amino acids. The transcript has 7 exons. The record is from RefSeq and is a predicted model, not a curated record. Gene Ontology annotation, molecular function: hydrolase activity, acting on ester bonds.
AUGUCUUAUUUCUUGGGAGCGGCCCUGGCUUUGAUGCUCGGGAGCUCGCCGGCCUCCGCCAGCUCCCUGAGUGAUAUCGAGCAUGUGGUGAUUUUCAUGCAGGAGAAUCGCGCCUGGGAUCAUUACUUUGGGUCGAUGGCCGGUGUUCGUGGCUUCAACGACCCGAACGUGCAGAUCAACAGCGAUGGCCUCUCGGUCUAUCACCAGAUCGUGGACCCGGAUAUGUCCACCGAUGCUCAGACUCUUCUUCCUUGGUAUCUUGGAUAUGAAGGGGGAGACUCCGUCAAUGCUAUCCAGUGCAUGGCUGCCGGUAGCAACGGCUAUACUGAGAACCAAGCCGCUCUCAACGGCGAUCUGAAUAACCACUGGGCCCGCAACAACACCCCUUGGAGCUGGGGCUAUUUGAAACGCUCCGACAUUCCCAUUCACUUUGCCAUUGCGGAGGCGUGGACUUCCGGUGACAUGUACCAGGAAAGUCAAAUCACCGCUACUAACCCAAACCGUGUGACCUUAGUUAGCGGGUCCAUCAACGUCCCAGGUGGGCCUCAGAAUCCUAGCCAAGGCGGACCCUAUAUCGACAAUAAUGAAGUCCCCGGAUGCGAAUCCGAUGGCCAAAGCUGUUACCCGCUGAAGUGGAAGACUGUCUAUGAAUUCUACGAGGAUGCGGGCGUUACUUGGCAGGUGUAUCAGGACACCAACAACUUCGAUGACAAUCCUCUGGCAUGGUUUCAACAGUUCCAGAAGGCUGGCAAGGGCUCACCUUUGGCCGAUAAGGGAAUGGCCUUCAACGGGCUUGAGUCUUUCUACGCUGCCGCUGCAAAUGGUACCCUGCCCGAAGUCAGCUUCAUCGUUGGCCCUGCUGAGCUUUCGGAGCACCCCUCCUACCAGCCCAAAGACGGUGCCUGGUUGCAGAAGAAGGUCGUCGAUGCAGUCACUCAAAGUCCAAAGUACUCUUCCACUCUGCUUAUGAUUAGCUAUGACGAAACUGGUGGCUUUGGAGAUCACGUCACUCCCUUCCACUCUCCCAGAGACACCCCUGGUGAGUGGAUGGAAGAUCCCCUUGGCAUCUUCGGCGACAUCUACUCUGGCCCGGGCUUCCGCGUCCCCUUCUACAUUGUUUCUCCUUGGACCCGCGGCGGCCGUGUGUUUACCGAGCGCGCGGACCAUAACUCGCAAAUCCUGUUCGUGGAGCAAUGGCUCCAGGCCCGUGGCUAUAAGAACAUUCAGACCGAUCAAAUGGUACCAUGGCGCCGCGCCCACAUGUCUAAUCUGAUCAAUGCCUUGGACCUUGACCAUCCCAACCUGGAUAUUCCGAUAAUCCCCGAAGCGGAGACCCCUGUUACCAACGACAACGGGGACUAUGUCGGCUCUGCUCAGUGUCAGGCCAAGUACCCCACCCAACGGCCCACUGUCCCCUACGGACAGCAGGAUAACUCCACCAACACCCUCUUCUUCGAGGAUGGCUUCAAGGAGGUGGUUGGCUACCUCACCGAAGGCCGCUACCUGACCUUUGAGAAGAACUCCAAAGCUUUGGCUGCGUCCCGGUCAGACAGUGUUUCGGCUACCGAUGCCACUCCCAAACACGAUACCAAGUCUCAGCGCUGGGUGAUCCAUUACACCGAGGACGAAGAAAGCGAAAUCUUCACCAUCUCAAGUGCCUUCGACAACCGCUGGAUCGGGGCCAAGGGCGCUCUGAGGGAUGACGCCAGCGACGCCGCUCAGAUCCGUACUUCAUUCCUUGGUAACGGAAGCGGGUACACUCUGCAGUUUGUUGACGGAGGCGCCUACCUCGACAUCAGCAGUGGUGGAUUCGAGCUAGUUAGCAGCGACCAAGUCCCUAACCCGGGCUUUAAGGUCUUUAGUGUAUCCUAUCACGACUAA